Molecule: messenger RNA, 1381 nt
Organism: Solea solea (common sole)
Lineage: Eukaryota; Metazoa; Chordata; Actinopteri; Pleuronectiformes; Soleidae
Gene: nkx6-1
Product: NK6 homeobox 1
Exons: 3
Coding region: 210-1241 (343 amino acids)
Biological process (GO): cell differentiation; regulation of transcription by RNA polymerase II
Cellular component (GO): nucleus
Molecular function (GO): DNA-binding transcription factor activity, RNA polymerase II-specific; RNA polymerase II cis-regulatory region sequence-specific DNA binding
Source: RefSeq, a predicted model, not a curated record
GAGCUUCUUCUCCGUGAUUGUGGUUCUGAGCUGGACCGCGGACCUGGACCCGGACUCCAGCGGGAGUCAGUGAAGCUGUCAUGGGCUGUGGCUCCACAGGAGACCGGCUCGUGCUGCAGUAGAGUCCGGACAGAGUCAGGUGCUCCGGGGCCUGAGGCUCCGCUCAGAGCCGCCGCAGAGCUGCCCCCGGAGCCCGCAGAGAAGCGGUGAUGUUAGCGGUGGGUCAGAUGGACGGGUCCCGACAGAGCGCCUUCCUCCUCAGCACGCCGCCUCUGGCUGCUCUGCACAGCAUGACCGAGAUGAAGACCCCGCUCUACCCGGCGUACCCGCUCUCCUCCAGCGGCCCCAACUGCUCCACUUCCCCGGCCACCACCUCCCCCAACCCGGGCGGCAUGGCCGUGUCCUCCCCGGGCAUCAAGUGCUCCACGGGUCUGUCCUCGGGGCUCGGCUCUCCGCAGCAGAGUUCCUCCGCCACCCCGCACGGGAUUAACGACAUCCUGAACCGGCCCAUCGCUUGCGCCACCACGGCCACGGUGGCCGCGGCUGCCGCCGCCGCCGCCGCCUCCUCCUCGGCGGGGCUCCUGUCCGGGCUGCCCCGCUUCAGCAGCCUCAGUCCGCCGCCACCGCCGCCCGGACUCUACUUCAGCCCCAGCGCCGCCGCCGCCGCCGUGGCCGUUGCCCGGUACCCGAAGCCUCUGGCGGAGCUGCCGGGAAGGACGCCCAUCUUCUGGCCCGGGGUGAUGCAGAGUCCGCACUGGAGGGACGCGAGGUUCCAGUGUUCGCCCCAUCCGAAUUCCGUGUUACUGGACAAAGACGGGAAGAGGAAACACACCAGGCCCACGUUCUCCGGACAGCAGAUCUUUGCUCUGGAGAAAACUUUCGAACAAACCAAGUACUUGGCGGGUCCAGAGAGAGCGAGACUGGCUUAUUCACUGGGAAUGACCGAGAGCCAGGUCAAGGUGUGGUUCCAGAACAGGAGGACCAAGUGGAGGAAGAAGCACGCAGCAGAAAUGGCCACGGCCAAGAAGAAGCAGGACUCUGAGACGGAGCGCCUGAAGGGGGCGUCGGAGAACGAGGACGAGGACGACGACUACAACAAACCCCUGGACCCGAACUCUGAUGACGAGAAGAUCACACAGCUGCUCAAGAAGCACAAACCUGCCCCAGGUCCCGGUCAGUGUCAGGGUCCCGGUCUGGUUCCGGGUCUUCUGCUCCACACGUCGGAGAUCGACAGUUCGUAACUGAGUCUUCCACGCGGGGGACGCUACGCUGUGAGCAGGACAAGUGUGCUGGACCGAGGACAUGAGGACAGAAGGACAUGAGGACAUGAGGACAGAAGCAGGGGCGUUACAACAGGGAACACUAAGCUAACCCAGCCCCC